GUUGGAUUUUUUUCAAAUUUGAAAAUCCUCACAUCUUCUUCUCAAAGGAAACCAGAGUAAAGUUCAAAACUUGCAGAAAAUACAGAAGGAUUCAAGAAGAAGCCAUCGAAGGGUUCUCGACGAUGACAUCACCUUUAACUAAAUCAAUCAUGGUCACUGCCGUAGAAGAGUGCCGGAGUGAAACCCAAGACAGUUGCUACUACCCUGGAUGCAAAAAAGAUGCCAAUUGCAACUGCGAAAUGUGCCGGGCCAGCAUCAAUGCAACUCUCGAUCUCAUGCCCAUCAGCGUCCAGAAAAGCUCCUUCACUAAGCUUUCCACUCCACGUCCCAAAGUUGGACGCACUCCGGUUACUUUCGAUCCUUCGGUUUUGUCGACACCCAGAUCGAGGUCUUGCCCUUUUGUGAUGGAAUCUCCGGAUCUGAAAUCAACUGCAAGAUUGAGGGUGAAAGAUAAAGGGGAGAAGAAGAAGAAGAGAGAAAGAGGAUUUCUGGGUGUUUUGGGGAGCUUUCUAUUGGGUUUGAGUUUGAUUUUCGGGGUGGAUAUUGGGUUUUCCUGGGUGGUUUCUGGGGUUUUGAGGCCAGUUUUAACGAGAGAAACAGUGAAAUCUGCGGCGGAAAGGUCUUUGAUUGUGAAAGAUUUGAAUGCCCGAUUGAGAUUCUUGCAGAAUGAGUUGAAGGGUUCUGUUAACAGAAAGGUUUCAAAAUGCAGCAAUACUGAUUCCAUCUGGGAAAUUAAUCAGGAUAGUUUGCUCUUAAGUUCGCGUUGUGUAUUGUAUAAAUCAGCAGUGGAGGAAGUAAGCAUAUGGGGAUGGCCUCUGCAAACAGCAGGAUUACUCUCAACUGGAUUUUCCUCCAUAUCAUUCACCGUCCUAUUUGGUAGAGUCACAGAGUGGAAGGAUGGCAAUGUUGGGUUUUCAAUUAGAAACGCAAAUGCAUCAUGGGUGCAGGGGAAAUGGGGUGCCUCUGUUCUUCAGUUAGACCCUAACACUUGGAUUCUUGGGUAUCAGCAGAGCUCAAUUUUAGAAAAUUCAAGUUUGUUUUCAGCAGCAUUAGAUCUCCUGAAGCAUAGAAUGUCCAGAAUGGUAAGAAGGAUGAAUGAGCAGUUCUGGCUGUUCUCUGCUUUGGACUACCAAAUAAGUAGAUUUGCAGCUAAAGGACACCUAAAGAUCCCAACUUGAUGGAGAAUUCAGAGAUAUCAAUCUCAGAUGCAUCUUAUUCUCAUUGCUUCUGAGAAUUUCCAUUUUUUGGUUCUCCUCAAUUUGUUUGAUUUUUUGGAAGACUAGGAACUGCUCACCAGUCAAUAAUAUUUUACAUCAAAA
Molecule: messenger RNA, 1319 nt
Organism: Rubroshorea leprosula
Lineage: Eukaryota; Viridiplantae; Streptophyta; Magnoliopsida; Malvales; Dipterocarpaceae
Source: the annotation of a GenBank genome assembly